AUGAGCCCGUACGUCGGGCAGAUUGCUCCGAGAAAACACGCGAUGCUGUGUCCACCUGAGACGGAUGAAAGCUCAAAUACCGAACCGAUAGGAGGAAGAGAUGCGAGCAUGCGGCAGAAGCGCAACUUUUCUCUUCUCUCCGUCUCUCGCAAGACGCUACACGGACAGGACCGCUUGGGUGCGCUGGGAGUUGUCAUUUUUCUCUUGCCUCAGGAAGCGGAUAACCAAGGUGAUAGAUCGCCUUAG
Messenger RNA from Neurospora tetrasperma FGSC 2508, 246 nucleotides. RefSeq lists its product as uncharacterized. Lineage: Eukaryota; Fungi; Ascomycota; Sordariomycetes; Sordariales; Sordariaceae. Bases 1 to 246 code for a protein of 81 amino acids. The record is from RefSeq and is a predicted model, not a curated record. The transcript is spliced from 2 exons.